Exophiala dermatitidis NIH/UT8656 is the source of this 2657-nucleotide messenger RNA. RefSeq lists its product as uncharacterized. The record is from RefSeq and is a predicted model, not a curated record. Bases 111 to 2552 code for a protein of 813 amino acids. The transcript has a single exon. NCBI's taxonomy places the organism in Eukaryota, Fungi, Ascomycota, Eurotiomycetes, Chaetothyriales, Herpotrichiellaceae.
CAUGAUGUGGCAGCGUUGACCCCAAAGCCCUUACAUUGUAUGCUAUCGUUCGCCCCAUUUGCUUGGUGGCCUCUAUCUUGCUCAAUGCCUGACAGACUUCCACAGCAUCCAUGCCUCGAGCCAACAACAAGGCCACCCUACCGGCGAGACCGGCCGUUGCGCCCUGGACCGCUUCUAGAUGCAACAGAACCCUUCGACAGGUCACAACUUUCGUGAACCGACUGGAGAAAUGGCAUAAGGCAUAUUUGGCAGCGCAAGAGGAAGCCAAGGAAGACAAUUGUGAGGAUGAUGGACAUGUUGGUGCAAAGGAAGAAGAUCUCGCCGCGUCGCAGCCUGACUGGCUAGUAUCCAAUGCAGCGCAGAAAAGGCUCAAGCCGAAAAGGACAUAUUUAGCCCGCGGCAAGAAGUCACAGGCACGACAGGCUUCCUUGUGUCUGCCCAAUGCUGGACGCCCAGCCGAGAAGACACCUGCGAAGAAGACCAUCCCGGUGAUCCCGGGCGACCCUGUGUCUAGCAGUUUAUCCAGAGGCACCGACACGGAAGGGCGUGCUGAGAACAAGAAGUUGAAGAGCAAGAGCCUAAACUUUGUUGGAAGUCGCGAUACUACUGAGAGUGGCGGUACUAUUCGGUUACACAAAUGGACGGCACAAACCGUGCACCUCGCUCCAGAAUACGAGCGCAUCAUGCAGACUGCUACCUCCACCAUCUUCUCAUUCUUGGUUGCAACUUCCGAGCCCAAAGACCCGUCUCAGUGGGAUGAUCGCGCUGUGGUUAAUCCGAGUGAUUGCAUCCGGAAGGGCUCCAGAUCCUUGUUUGACAUGUGUCUCCACAAACUGUCGAAGGAUAUGGUCGGGCAGCAGAAGCAGUACGACGCCAACAAUGACGGGUUCAACGGCCAGUUUGAUGCGAUAGGGUUCCAAUUGCAAGAACUUGAGGACUAUUUUGGAGACUCAAAGUCCGGAUGGCCCCUCCUCAGAUGUGUCACCCGAGUAUGCGGUAUCCAUAUGGUGGCCAAUCUGGUUGAAAUGCAGGCCCUUCCAGAAGCUAUGGCAAUGGAUAUCAUGGUCCGGUCUUAUGACAGUCCUCUCCUUUUGGAUAUUGCGCCGGCCAUCUUACAAGCCCUGGUUAACGUGCACUUGAGCAGUGACAGUCUCGAUCUGGAGUUCCAUGAUCUGCCGCUGUACACUGAGAAUUGGGGACCCACCUCGCCCUUGCUGGCAGACAUGGAGCGGCACCGGAUGGGCGUGACCUGGACGGUCCUCGCACUACAGAGUCAAGAUUCGGUUGCGGUUGUAUCUCGGUUCAUCAGGUAUAAGCACCUGUUGCGGCUACUGGUGAUGCUUUGCAACGGAUCUAAAAAAGUAUCUCAUCUGCCAUCUACAUCCCCAUCUGAGUUUCUCGAAGCGAUCUACAGUGGAGCGUUGUCACGCGGACACAAGCACACUGAUCUUUACCAGAACCUGAGAAAGGACAAACGAAAAACCGAUGUCGUGCAGGAAGAUGUAACCCGCCCAUGUCACCAUCAAACGCUCUCGGAAGGAGUGGCGAACCGGCUGAAUAUGGCUUUCACGGUGCUGUCGACAACAGCUCACAGUGAGCGCACUGCUGGGGCAGCCCGCGAAGUGAUGGAAAGAAUCUCGAAGAAGGCGCAGAUCCUCUACGAACUCGACCAGGACUUUGCCUUGACCGAGUAUCAGCUGCACCUGAUGGCUCAUAUUUUCUUCUCUAAUAUGUGCCAGCUAGUGCUUAAUCGACGCCCUGUGCCGGAUAAUCUCUUGACGAGUUUCGAGUCUCUGCUACACACCAUCGAAUGUUGCACGUCCGGAUCGUGGCGGGUUCUGCGUGGCGACUUCGUUAUUACCCUUCUUGCUCAGAGGUUGGAUUCGGCUGGACUGCAGGAUCUGGUCCAAAGGUUCUUGUGUCUAGACUGUUGUGGAUGCAACAUUGUGGAAAACCUGCUCGCAGAUGUGGGAGCAAGCGCUGCCAUGGAUUAUGCCGCGGGGCAUAAUGACGAUCUUGCUAUGCUGGUUUGGGCAGCCGAAGUCCACAAAAUAUCCCAAGCGAAGAUGGAGCGGAGAACGAAAGAGCCUCAGACACCUGCAACGAGAAGGAAAGACAAAAUCGCUUACCGGUGGGAUGAAGCCAUUGAAGAAUGGAUUGCCCAAACCCCAGAAACGCUGGCAAAACUUCGGAGGACAGGCACUGACAUUGAUCCCGCUUCCAGUGACAGUACUGGGAGGUCUGGGCUCAUGAAGCAUCCAUUUGGCAGAGAUCAUGUGACCGCUUCGGUUACUAGUGACUAUCGAACGGCUCUGCAGCCGAUCGUGAAUGAUAGUAGUAACAGGAAGCUGAUUCAUGGCAACUUGAACGGUAUGAAGCGAAAGAGUGAACCAUCUCGAUCAGGGGGGUGCCGGGAUGACAAUCAUCCGCAAACAAAGAAGCCAAGGCGGUACGUAAGUUUCAGCAACAUUAACAAGGGUCUGGGCAAUGGAGAAGGGCAUAAAAUUGAGCUUGAGGACGAAUCCGAGGAUGAAUUAAGCUUGCUUAGGUAGCAGCAACGUGUGUAGCAAUCGGCGCCGAUAAUAGCAUGUUGUGCUCUGCUCUCUCUAUAUGCGUACACGUUAGUACUGUAGACAGGUAUGUUUCAUGGCCCUUGC